Molecule: messenger RNA, 1884 nt
Organism: Biomphalaria glabrata
Lineage: Eukaryota; Metazoa; Mollusca; Gastropoda; Planorbidae
Product: E2F-associated phosphoprotein-like
Exons: 5
Coding region: 64-948 (294 amino acids)
Biological process (GO): positive regulation of cell population proliferation
Cellular component (GO): nucleus
Source: RefSeq, a predicted model, not a curated record
AUCUAGAUCAAUACCAGUCUAGAAUCUAGAUCUAGAUUUUCUAGUUUACAAGUGACAUUCACAAUGUAUUCAAGAGAAAAAGGUUACGAUUUAUUUGAAGAUGAAGAUGAUGAUAGCUUGUCAGACGCAAAUGGAACUAGCUCGGAUGAUGAAAUAGAUAUUAUUCUCCAUGGUACACCAGAGCAACGCAAGAAGCUGAAGCAGUCCUACAGAAAGAAACAUCAGGGCCAGCAACAGAGCAAAAAAUCAAAUCUGACCUCCAAGUCAUCAAGUGAAGAUGAGUUUGAGAAAGAAAUGAAUUCUGAGCUCAAUAAGCAAGUUCAAGUCUUAGAAAGCAACAGAGACAGAGGCAUAAUGAGAGCCAUCACAUCUACUUCUGCUGCUGACACUGGAGUGUCCACAUUACAGGUCUCAAAAAAAACUGCGUCACAGUUUUACGAUGGUGCAUAUUUUGACUCUGAUGAAGAAGAUGAUGCUGAAAUUAAUAAACAUACUGUUGUCUCGAAUGAUGACCUUUUAUACGACCCUGAUAUGGAUGAUGAAGAUCAGAAAUGGGUUGAUAAGCAGAGGAAUCACGGGCUCUCCAGAGAUUCCAAUAGCAAAGGGAUGAAAGCCCCGAAUAGUGAUGCACUGUUGGACUGUCCAGCUUGUAUGACUACUCUGUGUUUAGACUGCCAGAGGCAUGAAGUCUACAGAAAUCAAUACAGGGCAAUGUUUGUCAUGAACUGUACACCAGACCCAUCCGAGUCUUUAGAGUGUCCUGAACAGGCAACGAAAAAGAGGAAGAAGAAAAAGGGAUCCCAGUCCUCAAACAGUCAAACUUCUGGAAACUCAUUGUCGUCUGAUGUCUUCCAUCCAGUCAAAUGUAAUGAAUGUAAAACAGUGGUUGGUGUAAUUGACUCAGAGGAAGUGUAUCAUUUCUUUAAUGUGUUAGCAAGUUAUACCUAGAAUUGUGGUGUCACCUGUUCGACUAUAGUAAAAGGUUUUACAAAAGGCUUAAACAAUGUUGUUUAUUAAGAGAUAUUGUAGUCUAGUAGCAAUAAAAUUUACUUUGGGUUAUAAUCCUUAUGAAGUGUAUUUUUUUCAAGAUUUUGGGACAUGAUCAUAUUUAGGCUACCAUUAAAUGAAAUUCUGUCAUUGUAGUCAUGAAGUUAAAUUUGGGUUUUACCACUGCUGAUGGAUAGAGUUGUCAUCCAAGAUUUCAGGACAUGAUCAUAUUCCGACUUCAUAAAAUUUUGUCAAGUAGCAAUGAAAUUCACUUUGGGGUUUAAUACUAGUGGUCAUAUUCUGGCUAUAUAAAUUUCUUCACUGGUUCACAUCUUUGACUUAAAGGGAGCUGUGUUGUUUUUUUUUUGUUUUUUUAUUUAUGUAUAUUUAACGUUGAUUGGAAAUGUACUUUUUUCAAGCUAUGUACAUGUAGGCUGAUUUGGGUUACCGCUUUUUAUGCAAAACAACAAACAUAUAAGUCUUUGUGUCUUACUUCCUUGUGGGACAACUAAAUAUGUGUGAUAUGCGCUCUGGACUGUCAUCUCAAAGGUCCCUAGGUUCGAACCCUGCCUCCCACUAUACCUAGCCUUCCUGGAGGAGAUUUGGGCUAAGAUGUAACAAUCGUUAAUUCUGAAGGAACAUCUGAAACAUGUUAACAUUGCAUUGUUAUAUAUGACCUGAGGGCAACAUAUAUCUAAACUAUAGGACUUCAUUUUUGUUGUAUGUAAUUAGUCAUUAGGUGAUUGUCAAUUGAAUAUGUUGGUAAAGACAAUACAAGUAUUGAAAAGUGACCAAAAAAAAAUAUAUGUAUUGUCUUGAAGCUGUACAUAGUUUAUAUUAUUUGAUGUGGUUACUUUCACCUUUUGUUUGUUUUUUCAAUAAAACUAAUAAAAAUAU